Molecule: messenger RNA, 2292 nt
Organism: Leptonychotes weddellii (Weddell seal)
Lineage: Eukaryota; Metazoa; Chordata; Mammalia; Carnivora; Phocidae
Source: RefSeq, a predicted model, not a curated record
AGUGCUGCCUGUCUCUAAAGAAAAAAAGACGAUACUGAGAGAAAAAAGAAUUUUUGUUACACAUCAAGAAGUUAAAGUUCAGCUCUGGCUUCUCUGAAAUCGGCCUCUCUGAUAGACGAAACCUGAGGAAGAUCAGCAGUUUGAAAACCAUGGCCCAGUCUUUUCUCAAGAGCAGUGUUGGAGCAGUGCACGAGUGAAGUACCUUGAAGGAAAUAUUUGAGCUUCCUUUGUCAGGUGCCAUUGACAUUCAGUGAUGUUGCCAUAGACUUCUCUCAGGAGGAGUGGGAAUGCCUAAAUUCCGAUCAGAGGGAUUUGUACAGAGAUGUGAUGUUGGAGAAUUAUACUAACUUGGUCUCACUGGACAUUGAUUUUACAACUGAGACCAACAAGUUAUCUUCAGAAAAAAGCAGUUAUGAAGUAAAUUCAUACCAUCGGGAGACAAUGAAAAGAAGUAAAACCUUCAACCUUACGAGGUUUAUUUUCAGAAAUGACCCACAGUGCAGAAUUGAAUUUGGGAGAGAACAGGUGCCUAACAUGGGAUGUUUUAGUCAAAUGACAUUUAUAAAACAUAUAUCUCUUCCUCUACAUCAGAGAAUUCACCCUAGAGAGAAAUCCUAUGAAUGUAAGGAAUGUAGGUGGGGCUUUAGAAAAUAUUCACACCUUACCAAGCAUUUGAGAGACCAUAGUGGUGUGAGACCCUAUGAAUGUAAGGAAUGUGGAAAAGCCUUUUUAGUUCUCCAGCAUUUUAUUAGACAUAAAAAAAUUCACACUGAUUUAAAACCCUAUGAAUGUAAUGGAUGUGAGAAGGCCUUUAGGUUUUAUUCACAGCUUAUUCAACAUCAGAUCAUUCAUACUGGUGUAAAACCCUACGAAUGUAAGCAAUGUGGGAAGUCUUUUAGACGUUAUUCUCACCUUACUGAACAUCAAAAAAUUCAUAUCGGUUUGAAACCCUAUGAAUGUAAGGAAUGUGGGGAAACUUUUAGAUUGUACCGACAUAUGUGCCUACAUCAGAAAGUUCAUCAUGGUGUGAAACCCUAUAUAUGCAAGGAAUGUGGGAAGGCCUUUGGUCAUCGUUCAAGUCUUUAUCAACAUAAGAAAAUUCAUUCUGGUGAGAAACCAUAUAAAUGUAAACAAUGUGGAAAGGCCUUUGUUCGCAGCUAUCUACUUAUUGAACAUCAGAGAAGUCAUACUGGCGAGAAGCCGCAUGAAUGUAAGGAAUGUGGGAAGACCUUUAGCAGGGGUUCAAGCCUUCUUAAACAUAAGAGAAUUCAUAGUAGUGAGAAACUCUAUGAUUGUAAGGACUGUGGGAAGGCCUUCUGUAGAGGCUCUCAACUUACACAACAUCAAAGAAUUCAUACUGGCGAGAAGCCACAUGAAUGCAAAGAAUGUGGGAAGACAUUUAAGCUUCAUUCGUACCUUAUUCAACAUCAGAUAAUUCAUACUGAUUUGAAACCGUAUGAAUGUAAACAAUGUGGGAAAGCCUUCAGUCGUGUUGGAGACCUUAAAACACAUCAGUCAAUUCAUGCAGGGGAAAAACCCUUUGAAUGUAAGGAAUGUGGAAAAACCUUUAGACUUAAUUCUCAACUGAUUUAUCAUCAGACAAUUCACACUGGUUUGAAACCAUACAUAUGUAAAGAAUGUAAGAAGGCCUUUCGUUCUAUCUCAGGUCUUUCUCAACAUAAGAGAAUUCAUACUGGUGAAAAACCCUAUGAAUGUAAAGAAUGUGGUAAGGCCUUUAAUCGUAGUGAUCGACUUAUGCAACAUCAGAGAAUUCAUACUGGUGUGAAACCAUACAAAUGUAAGGAAUGUGGAAAGGCCUUUACUCGUUGCUAUCAACUUACUCAACAUCAAAGAUUUCAUAGUGGUGAGAAACUCCUGAUGUAAUGAGAGUCAGAAAGCAUUUAGCUUUGGCACAUCCUUUACCAUUAUCACUAUUCUACCACCCAAUGAUGUUAUGGUAAAGAUUAUUUAACACAAACUUUAAAUGCUUAGAGGGGCAUCUGGCACAUAGUAUUUGCUUACUAAGUAUUGUGUUUUUUUAAUGAUAAUCACCAUUAUUACUAUACAUAAAUUCAUGUGGAAGGAAGACCCUAUAACCAUAUUUUUAAAAUGCAUCAGUGCUCAUCCAUAUUUUCUUCAGAUAAUUAAUUCUGGACAAAAUCCCAUAGAAUAUAUUAAACAAGACACUUUUUUAUUCAAAGCUCAACCCCCUGAAGAUUAAUAAUAAGAAACGCUGUGCCCGGCUGCCUGGGUGGCUCAGAUGGUUAAGAGUCUGCCUUCGGCUCAGGUCAU